GCCUCUUCAGUGCGCCUUUUUUGACUCUGCGAGCCACCGUAUCAGUUGACACGGGAUCUCUGAAGCUACAUGACAGUCACAUGACUAAAACAAAUUCAUGUUGCAGUCUACUAUGCUAGCUGCAAUUACUAGGAAGUGUUGUUGGCUUGUUUUAUAAGUUAAAAACGUUUAAAUAAGUGUUUAUUUUUUAUAACUGACAGUUGAGAUGUGUUGGUGAUUUAAGACUCACGAGGCUAGCUCUCUAAAUCUAUGCUCAGCUGUUGUCUCCUCUGGAUUGUGACUGUGUGGAGAAGAACAUCACAGGGAUAAACAUGCCUCAAGCAGCAGCUCUCAUCAGUGGGAUCCAGAGGAUGGUUCUGUAUGAAACCAGAGCCAGGUAUUUUUUGGUUGGGACCAAUCAGGCGCAGUCCAAACACCGAGUCCUGAAGAUUGACCGCACGGAACCCAAGGACCUAGUGAUAAUUGACGAUAAGCAUGUCUACAACCAACAAGAGGUCCGAGAGUUGCUGGGCCGUCUGGACCUGGGCAACCGCACCAAGAUUGGCCAAAAGGGCUCCUCAGGCCUGUCCAGAGCCAUCUCAGCCUUUGGCAUCGUUGGGUUUGUGCGUUUCCUGGAGGGGUACUACAUCGUGUUGAUCACCAAGCGUAGAAAGAUGGCUGACAUCGGGGGCCACUCCAUCUACAAAAUUGAGGAUACAAGCAUGAUCUACAUCCCCAAUGACUCGGUCAGGGUCACACACCCUGAUGAAGCAAGAUAUGUUCGCAUCUUCCAAAAUGUGGACCUAUCCAGCAACUUCUACUUCAGCUACAGCUAUGACCUGAGCCAUUCACUGCAGUACAACCUGACUCUGCUUCAGAGGCCUUAUGAACUGUGGUCAUCUCCAGCUUCCUCCGCUGAGGAGGAGGAGGAGGUGCACACACAGAGCAAGCAGGAUUGCUUCGACAUCUUUGAAGAUGAGGGUUUGCCUACACAAGUGGUUUACGGCCUCCAGAACGAACCGUACUACAAGUACGUGUGGAACGCUAAGCUGCUGGAACGAGUCAAGGACACAGUGCAUCAUGACUGGCUCAUGUAUAUAAUCCAUGGCUUUUGUGGCCAGUCCAAGCUCCUGAUCUACGGGCGACCGGUUUACAUCACCCUGAUUGCCAGACGCUCCAGCAAAUUUGCCGGAACUCGCUUCCUCAAAAGAGGAGCCAACUGUGAGGGAGACGUUGCUAAUGAGGUAGAGACAGAGCAGAUCGUCAAUGAUGCCUCAGUCAUGUCUUUCACAGCAGGAAGUUAUUCGUCAUACGUCCAGGUGCGAGGUUCAGUCCCGCUGUACUGGUCCCAGGACAUUUCAACAAUGAUGCCUAAACCCCCCAUACGACUGGAUCAAGCCGACCCAUACGCCCAUGUAGCUGCCCUCCAUUUUGACCAGAUGCUGCAGCGGUUUGGCUCUCCUAUUAUCAUCCUCAACCUUGUCAAGAAAAGAGAAAAAAGGAAACACGAAAAGAUUCUAAGUGAGGAGCUCUACCCGGCUGUGAUCAACCUGAAUCAGUUUCUCCCUCCAGAGAACUGCAUUGACUACAUCGCCUGGGACAUGGCACGCUACACUAAGAGUAAGCUGUGCAAUGUUCUGGACCGUCUCAGCAUGAUAGCUGAGAAUGUAGUGAAGAGAACUGGUUUCUUCAUCAACCGCUUUGACUUCUACUGUCACACCCUCAGGCCUGACGAAAGGUGGGGAGAUUUAGGCGGACACGUUACAACCAGUGGACAUGUGCAGACAGGUGUGUUGCGGACCAACUGUGUGGAUUGUCUGGAUCGGACAAACACUGCCCAGUUCAUGGUGGGGAAGUGUGCACUGGCCUACCAGCUUUAUGCACUGGGAAUGAUUGACAAGCCCAAACUCCAGUUCGACACCGAUUGUGUUAGGUUGUUUGAGGAGCUGUAUGAGGACCAUGGAGACACUCUCUCCCUGCAGUAUGGUGGCUCCCAGCUGGUUCACAGAGUCAAGACCUACCGCAAGAUCGCUCCCUGGACACAACACUCCAAGGACAUCAUGCAGACACUGUCACGCUACUACAGCAAUGCUUUCUCAGAUGCAGACAGGCAGGACGCCAUCAACCUGUUCCUCCAGGUGUACCAGCCGUCAGAAACCAAACCGCAUCUGUGGGAGCUCCCCACCGACUUCUACCUGCACCAGAGGAACACCAUGGCCCUCCCGCAAGACAGACGCAGCUACACUUUUUGGUGGUCAGAGGGAGUCCUGUCCUACCUUCCUGUGCCCUAUGAUGAAGUCCCCUGUGCUGACAACAUGAAGAAGAUCAAAGUGAAGCGAGCGAACCGCUUCGACGAGAGUAUCGACACCUACACUGAAUUCUUCAAACCGUAUGAACUCACCUCAUUCGAUGACACAUUCUGCAUCGCAAUGACGAACUCUGCAAGGGAAUUUAUGCCAAAGACAGUAGGAGUGGAUCCAAGCCCUUUCACAGUUCGCAAACCAGAAGAAACAGCAAAAUCUGUGCUUGGCAACAAGAGCAACAAAGAGGAGACGUUGCUGCAGAGGAAGACGGCAGCCAGUGCACCUCCUCCCCCCAGCGAGGAAGCCAUUAGCAGCUCCUCGGAGGACGACUCAGAGGAGGACCGCGAUGACGAUGGGUCUGUGUCCCAGCGCUCCACCCCGAUCAAACUGCUAACAGAAUCUGGGGACAUUAAUCGCACACAGGAGGAGAUCCAGCAGCAACAGCAGGCAGUGAAGGAACCGUAUGGACUCAAUCUGGCUGAGUUUCCUGCUGAGGAGGACCUUCACAUUUAUGAAAGGUUUGCACAUUUGGGCCAGAGCCAGCACCGGGUGGAAAGAACUGAACACAUCAACUUGGCAAACAUCAUCUGCUUAGAGCCGGUAUCCUGCUUCCCCGAGGACAGCAUCUACGGCGUUACCCCUCCGCAGGUAGACCGAGACAGCCGUGAUGAGUUCGAGAGCCACGCGAUGACGGGUCAAGGCCAAGGGCGGGUACUCUGCAGGGAGGACAUGUUGAUGUACAGGGAGUACGUCAAAAACAGAUACAUGUGAGACAGAUGACUGUUACUAAAUCAGGAUGAUCUGAUUCAAUCCUGUACAUUUUCAAAGCUUCACGUGGCUUUAAGAGCUUCUUUUAGAGCUGCAACGUAAAGAGAAAUAUGAUUUCUUACAUUAGUAGAAUAAUCAUAUUUGUCUUGAUUAUUUUCUCAGGAGGAGACAGUCUAAAAUACAAACCAUGCUUUUUUUUAGGAAGCUUAGCUGUUGAUUUUUCCAUUGGUGUAUUUUUAUUAGCUUUAUAAGUUGUCAGGUAAUUUCAGUUUUUAAGUUCUUUUCAACAUAUGGCUAACCUUAUUUGUUAUUUUUGGUGCCUUCAAUUAAAUUCAAAUUUUAAUACUUUUUAGAAAGGUAAUUUAACUUUUGUUCAUUUUGGACAUUUUGAACUGAUGUAAAUGUUUUCCACUCUUAAAUAUCAUGAAUCUUAAAUGUGUAAAUCAUUAAUAUGAUGGCAAGCCAAAAGACUAUUGUUGUUUUAAUUUAUAUUUCCCACACAUGCUGUUUUUUUUUUUGUUGUUUGUUUGUUUGUUUUGCUUUAUUGCUUUCCUGUUUUUCUCCUUCUUGUUUCAGAAGCUGUGAUUAAAAUAAAUGUAUUUUUUAUUUCUGAAAAACCAUCUCAAACAUGUUAUGGGAUAAUGUAUAGUUGGUCGGUGGUUAUGCCGAUAGAAUCCAAAGCAUUAUUCGACUAUCAACUGAAUAUAAGAAUAGGUUGACACUAAGUAUUGAUCUAAAGACGAUUUCAUUGAUAUGAAAGAAACAUAAAACAUAUUUAUUCACACAGCUAAAAUACUCCCUUGCUUUAAACAGUUGGUAGCAUUUUUAAGGUAGCACUUAUCAGCUAACUCAUCCACCGAACUAACGUUAGAUUUUUUUUUGUUUUGGGGUUGUUUUUUUUUACACCUUUAUUAUAGAGGAGAGGACAGUGGAUAGUGUAGGAAACUGGGAUAGAGUGGGGGAAUGACAUCAAGAAAGAGGCCGCAGGCUGGAUUCGAACACGUGCCAACCGCUUCAUGGGCGCGCAACUUAAACAUUAGGCUGAGACCUCACCCCUACCGUGAAAUUUAACUUUUCCAUUCUUCGUAAAUUCAAAACGUCAGUGUUUCUCUUUUGGCAUUUUGCACAGCUGCAAAAGACAACAGCACCACCUGCAUGAACUUCUCUUCCCGGUAACUUUCCCAUUUGAAUUUUCUUCUCACUCAACCAGUCCUGUAACACUUCCAAAGCCAGUACUGUGUUGCUGUUUGUAGUUUCUCCAUGUCUGUUUUCUUCAAUUUGAUGGAUGUCUCUUUCACUUGGCUCCUUGUGUGUUUUAACAUCCCUAGCUAAUUUCUAAUUUCGCUGUUUUUACUGUGUCUUGUCUUCUUCUCGGCUCCUGACUGGUCAGCCGUUAACAACUGAUCUAAAGUUUUGUGCUCUCCAAAUAAACAGAUCUGAGUGUAAUGUUAAAAAAUCCCUCCAUGUUUUCUAGCAUAACGUUUAUUUAAGACAAUUAAUGGUAAGAGGGGAAAUAAUAAAAAAGUAGCCUGCACUAGAUACGCUGUAACUCUUCUGCGUGGGUUAAUUUGAUAUGAAGUGAUCAGGUUGUCCCUAGCAUUGCCUUUGGUAUUUAAAUUCAAUUUCUAUUGUUUGGACCAAUCAGAAGCAAGUAUUCAGCACAUCAAGGUGAUAUGUAAGAAAGCCAGGUAAUAAUCCUCAGUACUGUCAUAGAUGUGUUGUCAAUGCAGAUUCAGAUUAAGGUUGUUUUUUUUAGUUUAACAUUUUUCAUUCUUUCUUUGAAAAUAUCAUUGUUAUUGUAAAUAAGAACUAAAGCAGGAUUCUGUUUAUAGAUAAAACACAACACUGAUGCCUUUAUAUUGUCAUUUUUAUCAGAUUAAUACUUUGUUGACAGAAAUGCAGACUCAUUUUCUUUUUUUUAAAUCCAGCUCUGAAACAUCAGCUGAUUAUUGUGUACAGCAUCUUGAAAUUUAACAUUUAUUUAAUAAAGUGAUUUGACGGAUGUUCUCUUCUUU
Molecule: messenger RNA, 5065 nt
Organism: Notolabrus celidotus (New Zealand spotty)
Lineage: Eukaryota; Metazoa; Chordata; Actinopteri; Labriformes; Labridae
Gene: fig4a
Product: FIG4 phosphoinositide 5-phosphatase a
Exons: 24
Coding region: 312-3053 (913 amino acids)
Biological process (GO): phosphatidylinositol dephosphorylation
Cellular component (GO): intracellular membrane-bounded organelle
Molecular function (GO): phosphatidylinositol-3,5-bisphosphate 5-phosphatase activity
Source: RefSeq, a predicted model, not a curated record